AUGGGUAACGAGGAGUCGACGAUGCUGGACGAGAGCGUCCAGCCCAAGACGCUCGAGUCGCGCUCGCUUGAUGCCAUUGCCGACUACAUCAGAUCCGGCGAUGUCAAGAAGAUUGCCGUCAUGACCGGCGCCGGCAUAUCCACAGCCGCUGGCAUUCCCGACUUCAGAUCCCCCGGCACCGGCCUAUACGCCAACUUAGCCCGUCUCAACCUCCCCUACGCCGAAGCCGUCUUCGACAUCUCCUACUUCCGCAAGCACCCCGAGCCCUUCUACUACCUUGCCAAAGAGCUCUAUCCGGGGAAAUUCCACCCCACGGUCUCCCACGCUUUCAUCGCCCUGCUCGCGAAAAAGGGUCUCUUGCAGAUGAACUUUACACAAAACAUCGACUGCCUCGAAAGGCGCGCCGGCGUACCGGACGACAAGAUCAUCGAGGCGCACGGGAGCUUCGCCACCCAGCGCUGCAUCGAGUGCAAGGACACAUUCCCCGCCGACCGGAUGGAAAAGCACGUCCAGGACGAGCAUGUGCCCAAGUGCGAUUCCUGCGGCGGGCUCGUGAAGCCGGAUAUCGUCUUUUUCGGAGAGGCGCUGCCGGAGAUGUUCCGUGACAAUACCCAUCUGCCCGCCAUGGCUGAUAUCAUUAUUGUAAUGGGUACGAGUUUGUCGGUCUACCCCUUUGCUGGCCUAGCCGAGGCCUCGCGGUCUGGCGUGCCGCGGCUGUUGCUCAACAGGGAGCGUGUGGGACAGAUGGGUCGCAGGGCGGAUGAUGUUGUCGAAUUGGGAACGUGUGAUGCCGGGGUUCGUAAGCUUGCUACCCUGCUUGGUUGGGGCGAUGAGCUGGAGGCUCUCUGGCGCGGCAUUGUGGGCGAAAAGGAGGCUGAGAGACAGCUUGCAUCGGCUGCUGGCGAAGGAGAGGAGGAUUUGGAGGAGGAGAUCCGGAGGGUCACUGAAGGCGUUGACACGGCACUCAAGCUCGACGACAAGGAAGAGGAAGAAGAAGAGGAAGAACCCGCCGCGAAAUCUGCCAAGGAGGAGGAAGAAGUCGGCUUCCCUCUACGGCAAGACGGCGGGAGCGACACCGAGGACGCGCAAAAGAGCAUUCCCGAGGGCGUCGUCCAGAGAAUGUCCAAGGCAAUCCAGGGCCAAGGCGGGGAGAUUGGCACGGACAUCAAAGACGAUCGCGGCCGCGAGGGGAGGUUCAUCAACGGAUCUGAAGGCGCACCGCAGGACGCAAAGGACUUCCGGAUUGCGGCCAAGAAGAAGAUUCAGCUCGCGGCGCAGGGGGCCGCCACCCCGCUCGACGAGGUUGCGAUCAUUUUCGACUCUAAUGCGCCUGUCGCUGAGAUGAAGCACGAGGACCCGAAGAGCGCUGAUUUGCUUAGUGGCGUGUCGCGAUAUGAGGAGACGUCUGCGCCUGCUUGUAGUGUGGACAAGGAGACCUCGAGUGCCAAGGCCGAGUUGGCUUCCGCUUCCACGACACAAGUAGCUCCGGCGACUACAGAGAAAGAAGAGAAGUCUUCAUCGGGAGACCCGAAGUUAUGA
Molecule: messenger RNA, 1539 nt
Organism: Colletotrichum phormii
Lineage: Eukaryota; Fungi; Ascomycota; Sordariomycetes; Glomerellales; Glomerellaceae
Product: Sir2 family protein
Exons: 2
Coding region: 1-1539 (512 amino acids)
Cellular component (GO): nucleus
Molecular function (GO): NAD+ binding; histone deacetylase activity, NAD-dependent
Source: RefSeq, a predicted model, not a curated record